AUAGCAUUUUUUUCUUCUGUUUUAUCUGCAGGUGGCACACCAUAUCCUGGCAUGAUGGUUGACUCCACUUUCUACAAUAAGAUAAAGAGUGGCUACCGAAUGGCAAAACCUGAUCAUGCAACCAAUGAAGUGUAUGAGAUCAUGGUAAAGUGCUGGAACAGUGAACCAGAGAAAAGACCUUCAUUUUACCAUUUGAGUGAAAUCGUGGAGAGCUUGUUGCCUGGAGAGUACAAAAAGAGCUACGAGAAGAUUCACCUGGACUUCCUGAAAAGUGAUCACCCAGCUGUCACUCGAAUGAGAGGGGACUGUGACAAUGCUUACAUUGGUGUCACCUACAAGAAUGAAGACAAGUUAAAGGAUAGAGAGAGCGGAUUUGAUGAGCAGAGGCUGAGCGCUGACAGUGGGUACAUCAUCCCCCUGCCUGACAUUGACCCUGUUUCUGAAGAUGAGCUUGGCAAAAGGAACAGGCACAGUUCACAGACAUCUGAAGAAAGUGCCAUUGAAACUGGUUCCAGUAGCUCUACUUUUAUCAAGAGAGAGGAUGAGACCAUUGAGGACAUUGACAUGAUGGAUGACAUCGGGAUUGACUCCUCGGAUCUGGUAGAGGACAGCUUCCUGUAAUCCCAGACACCUUCUAACUGCACAUGGGGAAGCUUACCGUGCUGUCUACAGACUUCUGCUACACAGAGAAAACCACUUCAUUGCAAUGUCAAGGAUGUGAAGAGAAGAUGGAUUUGUAUGGAGAGAUGCCCAGUAGUGGGCAAAGGAAUCAGCCUGAGAAUGAGAGAGAGAGAACUGUCAAAGAUGGAUUUUUUUAGUGUUGCUUCUUGCAGUACUUAUGAGCAUCUCAGCGUUGUUUGCCAUUCCAACUGGUAGAGGACAACGGAAAAGGCCAUAAACAGACUAGUUUUGUGUUUCAAGGGCAUUCCUAUGACUUUGAUGGAUAGAACUUCUACUGCAGCAAUACUUCAUCAUUGUAAUUAUGUAAAUAACUAUCAGCUCAAGGAUCUUUUGAGGUGCACAUUGAACACACUCAUGGAUUUUAGAAGAGAUCACCCAUGAAUUUUGGGCACUUCUUCCCUCAAUCUCAGUGUCAGCUGCUGUUGAACUAUCAUGUGAAUUGAAGAACAUGCAAAAACCACUUUUGGACCAAAAAGGUCUGAAACCACAAAAAACUGACCGGUACUAUAAAACAUGUUACUUUUUAACAUUAAUGCAAGGGGAAUAAUAAUAAUAAUAAUAAUAAUAAUAAAAACCAGUCUAUAAUAGGUGUUAGAAACCUAGUAAGUCUUUAUUAACUAUAGAAGAUAGCUGUUUUCAUGAUAAUACUACUACUGUUUUCCGUAACACUAAGCCUAUAUUUUAUAAUUCAUUGUCCUUCAGUAAAAGCACAGUCACAAGAAACAUUAUUAAGUACAAGGAGAAAAAUUACAACCUGAAAAUUUGAUGAAACAACCUUUAUCAGGCCCUAUAGAGUAUGAUAAUUACUCUGACUAGCUAAAACAACUUUAAUAUGGAGAAGAAAUUACAUCCUGUAAUACACUAAGGUUUAGUUUUCUAUUUUGAAUAGAGCAGCUUUUCUAAUCAGAUGUACUAGAAGCAAUUAUUGUCCUCCAAUUAAAUGAACUUCUAAGCAUUCAAAAUUUUUUUUAAAUUUAAACUUAUGCCAGAUUUCCAGGAUUUUGGAGAGUGGAAGAUUAUGAUAAACUGCCAGCAACAUCCCACUGUUAGUGUUCCAAAGUUUCUCAAAAGAAAUCUUAUUCCACAAUUAGGUAUGAAAAAUUAUUUUAUUUUUGAACAGCUCAAGGAAAAAAGACAUCUCUCCCAGUCUUGAACUCCAGAUUAUAAAAAGCAGAAACAGUUCUGCAACAAGUAUCCUUGUCUUAGUUUUGAAGUUUAAACAGGAGCAGAAAACUGACUGUUAUCUUUGCAAACUCUAACUACAAAUAAUAAUUGCCUUCAAAUGUGCUUUCUGGAUGAAGGUGCACAAAAACAAACCUGCUCUCAGCUUGCAAUAGUUAUUUUUUGACACCACUUACAAGAGCAAAGUAUUAUGAUUACUGCUAUCACAGUUAUUGAUAUUUUAUGUUUUGGAAGACUUACAAGUGAAAGAAAGGUACAUCACUGCAAAGGGCUCCAUCCUUUCUGGUGCUCAUCUUUCGAACUUAACUCUAAUUCAGUGCGAUGAGUGCCUAGCAGGACACUCUCAGCAUCUGGCAUUGCAGAACCAAUGCAAAUGUGGUACAAACUCCUCCCUGCGUUGCAGUAUUUUUCCAAGGAAGUAUGAAAGAUGGACCAGCAGCAAUUGACAACACACGCUAUCUGGAUCUGAAUAACAAACUAAACUUUACCUUGAAAUGUCGCUAAGGAAAGCUACACAACUCCUCAUCACUUCAUUUGUGGAUGGUUGUGGAUUGAAGAAAAAUAAAUGCAAUAUUGUCAUUUCUACAGGCAACUAAUUUUGGCUCUGAGUUUCAAAAAUGUCACCUGGCUGUGGCCACAUACAAAUGUCCUGCAGAUGUGGAAACGUGACCCGAAGUGAGGCACCUGCAUUUUCAGCCCUGGUGAUGUUUGACAAUCAUAACAAACCAUGAGAAUGACAUGUCCUCCUUUCUCUGCAGUCAACAGACCAAUACCGAGUGUCUUUCUGAGCUCCGUAUAGGGACAACUGUGAAAUAUAAAGACUCCUGAUAUAGUCUGGACACACAAGAUGGUGUGAAGUCCCCUUCCAGUUAUGAACUAUAAAUUGAGGAAACACAAAUUGUCUAUUGGAUAUCCCAGAUAUCUGAAUGGCCAUUUGAGACCACACAUGCCUUAAUUUGCAUGUGUAGUCAUUACAACUGCAUGCUCAAAUUAGGCAAGCGAUUUCACCUGCAUUUUUGCACAUGGCCCAGUGUUCUUUGGGGUUUGAAAAUCAGGCUUGGCAUGUUUUAUCAUACCAGUUACUGGAAUACAAGGACAUUUUCCCAUGGUCUCCCCUUCCUCUCACUGAUUUCAUUCUGUAUUGCACAACAUACACUGGGGUUAGACCCAAAUGGUGGAUGUGAACCAGAGCCUUCUCACUUUAUGAUGAAUGGUAGAGUUAAUUUUCUAUACACUCAUGAGUGUUUGUGUACCUGUGGCAAGAGUCUAGCCAAACCCAGUUCAUGUCAGGGUGGAAUCCAAUAAACUUGCCUAUAAACUGGAAUGAGAGACAGAGGCAGAUUGGGGUUUAUUAGAGAGGGAGAAGUGGGAGGAUAUGAUUCCUUUAGUUUUACAAUAUUUUCAGUAUUACCAACAUUUUAGUUUACGGCUUAAUUUUUGAGAAGCCACUGGAAAACAUAUUCCCAAAUCUUACUCUAGGGUAAUUGUAUAAUGACAAUCAGUGUUAGCCUAUCACAGCGUUUGAUUUGGAAUGGCCAACCAAUUCCUUACAGUGUGGUCUGCAGCUUGUACAAAAUGGUCCUAAUACAUGGAGAAGGACGUGAGAUAUGGUGAUGUUAUACAUCAAUAUGUAUAUAAGUAUUUUUAUAUAGACUUUUAGAAUACUGCCAAAACAUUUAUGACAGCUAUAUCACUGCCUUUGUUUAUAUUUUUUUUUACUGUGAUAUAUUCCACAGGCACGUUAACUGUUGCACUUUGAACGUCCAAAAGUUAUAUUUUAGAAUAAUAAAAAAGGAAGUGUUUCCAAAAUGGUGGCUGUUGUGAAAUAUUUGAAGAAGGGCAAACUAGCCUGAGUGAUGGUAGGCAAAAAAUGUAUUACAAAAUGCCCCUGUUGAUAUUUUGUCUUUGAAAAAUCAAAUCCUGUAAAUUAAGAUCUCUAUAUUUCAAUAAAUGAUAUAUAAUUUAA
Meleagris gallopavo (turkey) is the source of this 3829-nucleotide messenger RNA. Lineage: Eukaryota; Metazoa; Chordata; Aves; Galliformes; Phasianidae. The record is from RefSeq and is a predicted model, not a curated record.